Alternaria ventricosa is the source of this 1296-nucleotide messenger RNA. RefSeq lists its product as uncharacterized. Gene Ontology annotation, molecular function: ubiquitin protein ligase activity; zinc ion binding; ubiquitin conjugating enzyme binding. Lineage: Eukaryota; Fungi; Ascomycota; Dothideomycetes; Pleosporales; Pleosporaceae. The transcript has 3 exons. The record is from RefSeq and is a predicted model, not a curated record. Gene Ontology annotation, biological process: ubiquitin-dependent protein catabolic process; positive regulation of proteasomal ubiquitin-dependent protein catabolic process; protein polyubiquitination. Gene Ontology annotation, cellular component: cytoplasm; ubiquitin ligase complex. The coding region runs from base 1 to 1296 and encodes 431 amino acids.
AUGUCUAAGAGCUGUGUAAUCUGCGGUACAGAGGAGAGCGAAAGCGAACUACUUAUCGAAGCUCCAUGCCGCCGCCAUUUGGUCUGCGCCGACGAUCUUGCUAGCUUUUUCGAGAAUGCGACAAACAACGAGAGUCUAUACCCACCGCAGUGCUGCGAUGUUAUGUUUGUGAAGCAGCAGGGCGAGUAUACAAUCCUGGCAAAAUUCCGAACCUACUGCGCAAACCCAGCUUGCGCGAAAUUUCUACCCCCCGGAGCCCACGUCGAAGACCCCGAAACGAAAAUCACAUAUGCCAUCUGCGAGGCCGAAGAGUGCGGAAAGUUGACUUGUGUAAAGUGCAGGUCGUUGCUCGAUGAAGGGACCCAAAACCACAAAUGCGACCAGAACGAAGACGAUAAGAAGUUCAAGCAGACUGCGAACGAGAAGGGUUACCAAGAGUGCUUCGUUUGCGGCGCAACCGUGGAGUUGGCCGAGGCAUGCAAUCACAUCACGUGCGAAUGCGGCAACUCAUUCUGUUACAUCUGCGGCGAGAACUGGCCUAUAAUGCACGGCUGCCCGCAAUACGGACCCGCAGAAUACGACGAGGAAGGAUACAACCAGGAGGGCUUCCAUCGCGAUAGUGGCCUCAGUCGCGAAGGUCUCACUCGUCGUCAAGAAGUCCUGCGUGCUCGUGCACUAGACGAGGCGCAGGGUCACGAUGACGACGAUGAAGAUGACGAGGAGGAAGGUGAGGAGCAAGAUCCCGAGUGGGAAGUUCUGCAACAUCUGACUCCGGACCAACGCGCUAUUGUCAAUAUGCUUCCUCACGGGCCCCGCGAAGAUGCUUUGGAUCAGCAUCGCAUCGAGUUGUUCGAAAACCAGGGCAUUCUAUUCGAUCAGUUCAAUCCUCAUCCUCCGCCUCCGACUCCACACCCGCAAGAUGAUGGUGAGGACGGUGACGAGGAGGGAGAAAAUAACGGUGAAGACAACGUUGAGCGCGAGGACAACGAGGACAUCGACGCUGGACACGGACCCGCUCUCGAUGACUUGCCAACUGAAGCAGCAGUCAAUGAUCCAAGGUACAUUCUCGAUGCAAACGGAGAAAUGCGGGUUACCCUUGAUAUACCAAACGAUCAGGUCACCAACGAAUUGCCAGGAGCAUUCCCCGCGGACCAAAAUGAAUUCUACGACUUCGCCAGCUCCAACAUCCAAGUCGCCCCUGCCGGCGAAGAAGCUGCCCAACAAGAUACCCCCGCCGAAACCACCCAACCCACUCCUUCCCACAACGACGUCAAUGAUGAUGCACCCGUAGUUUAG